UAUGCAGGAUAAUGGAACUGACCGUCUUAAAUAAAUAAACCGGCAGCGUUCGCUGACGUAGAUUUUGGAGACAUUGUGGGGAAGGGAAAUGCGAGAAGUGAACAGUUUGUGCAGGUUUUAAACUAGCGUUUUAAGCUUCACUAUUGUUUAGGCAUAAGCAAACAGGACACUUGAUAUAAGGCUUUUCGAGUAGCUGUAACGUUAUACGGGCCAAGUUAGAUAUAGGCACAUUACUCAUAUAACAAAGCGUUUGACCAGAUUGCGCGCUAGCAAAGCUAAUAUUUCUUUAUACUUUAAAGAGGCACACAAAGGAAAUACGGUCGAUUGAGUUGAACAUACUGACGUUAACUGGAGUUGUUUAAACGCGUGACUGAGAUAAAAACGCACCUCCAAAUAUUUAGCAACACAGACAAUACUCAGGCGCUUGUUUAACUUGGGUUAGUUAAGCGUUUUGCUAAAGCAGGAACCUCUCAGUUUGAUCUCGAGCUUAUAUUUGUAGGUUUAUUCAUACUGUUUAUUUAAUUUCGACGUUUGGCCCAUCGUAUUACUAACUCGUUGAGCGUUUACCAUCGACAUUAGUACGGUGUUAAUGUUAUGCGAAGAAUGAAACUGCCACAAUGACGCCAAUCGUUGAAAGAGAGAUGCCUAGAGACCCAUAUCCCGAUGUUAAAAGAAGGUAGCUAACUGCGCGCAAGCUAACGUUUAGCGAAGUAUUACUUUGCAAAGCUAUUGAGCAAAUUUGGUCACACGGCCAGUGUUGGCUGCCUUGAAGGAGGCAGUUAUCGUUCACCUCCUUUCUUUCAGUGUCACACGCGUUUAAUAGUAUUUGACUUGAGUCGAGUCGACUAAGUAGCUGGCCCUCGUGUCUAUAGACGACAACGUGAAACCUACAUUGUUUGGAGUAGGGAUAGUUAGCAUUUGGCUAACAGGCUAAUUAGGUAGCCGAGCUAAAGCUAAGAUUGUAGCUACCCGUUACAAAGUAACGAUAAUUGCUGCUGAGGUUAAGUGACAGGAAGCGGGACGAACAGUGGUUGUUUUCUUCUAGAAUGACAAUGGCAACUCCCACAAAUGAUGCUUUGUUCUUGAUAAAAGAUGUGAAGCCUGGGUCGAAAAACCUGAAUAUCGUAUUCAUCGUUUUGGAAAUAGGACGAGUAACCAAAACGAAAGAUGGUCAUGAGGUGCGCUCAUGCAAGGUGGCAGACAAGAGUGGGAGCAUUGCUAUCUCUGUUUGGGAUGAACUCGGCAGCCUUAUUCAGCCAGGGGACAUCAUCAAGCUGACCAGAGGCUACGCGUCCAUAUGGAAAGGCUGCCUAACCCUAUACACUGGAAGAGGAGGGGAUUUGCAGAAGAUUGGAGAGUUCUGUAUGGUGUAUUCAGAAGUGCCCAAUUUUAGUGAACCAAACCCUGAGCUGCUAACUCAGGCAAACCAACAAAACAAGUCUGGCAAACCAGACCAGAACCAGAGGGGAAACUCUCCGCCCAAUCAAAAUUCAGGUACCCCUGCCCCACCAGGUAAUGGUGCCAUGCCGCCAUUUGCCAACAACCCACCACCUGGUGCACCCCGUGACUCUACAUUUGGAAAUGCUGGGCGACCGAAUGGUCGGUCACCGGGCAAUGGAGCAGCUCCUGUUACUCUCUCUGGAUCCUCAACAGCUGCAAAGUCCUCGGUUACCAUUAGCAAUGGCAGGGACCCGCGCCGUGCUAAAAGAUGAAAUCCAUUUUGUGGGGAAAAUUAUGGGCUUUUACAUUUCCCUCAUCCCCUUUUUCGCCUUUCUGAGCCUUCUUGAUCACAGCCUAGUUUGGCUUUCAAAAUAAUGAAUUAAAUUAGACUAUUUGCAUAAUUUUUAUUGAGGCUUACAAAGUCAAAUGUGUUUGUCAUGCAUAGGGCUCUCAGUAGGCAGCACAGUGCGAGUGUGAUCUGCCACCUGAUGCACUGGCAGGACUACUUACAUAGUUGAGCCUGGUUGAGUUGUGGUCAGCCUUCUGUGUCUUAACACCGGUGUCCCCUAAAUCUUGGUCAAUUGCCUGUUUUGUGCCAGUGUUACUUCCCCCACACACACCAUCCCACCCCCAACCCUGUUAUGUCUUUUUGAACUACACCCUACUUGAACACUUGAAGCACUUUCUUCUCUUAAUUUAUGUUAGGCCGAAGUUGGCUGUCAUUUAAAUCAGGAGAUCAGUUUCUGCUUUUUAGUGGAAGAGGCCUUAAGUUGAUUAAAAACGAGUUCUUGGACUGAGUGCGUGCACACACACAUACACAAAAUCCUUCAAAGGGUCUUCCUCUCCUAAACUUUAUCCCAAGUGAGUGUGUGUGAAAGGAAAGGUGUUACGUUAGAGUUUUUAAUGAUAGAUUGUUAAACCUUUGUUUUGUAAGACGCUUGUUUGCCAUCAGUUGUUCUAUCAGUGAGGCGGGACCACAAAUACUAGGAAAAUGGUUCACCGAAUACAUUUUAGUCAUUUUGCUGCCACAUCAUUUUCUGUAGUUUGAGAGCUAAGUUAAUAAAAAGUAUAUCAUGCUGCACAGCUGGUUUAAUAUUGCCUUGGAUAGUGGUUUGGCUCGCAUUGGUUUUGACUGAUUGUUACCUUUUCCUUGGAUUCAUACAGUUUGCCACAAGGACCAACAGCACCAUAAGCAAACCCUUGUGUGAGGGUUUGACAAUAGUUUAAACUGGCAUUACCACCUUUAGUGCUCUGUCCUAUCACUAGUAAAUAUAACAUAUCAAGUCUGAAGUAAUGAUUUGCUUCUGCAGUACCAUCUAGUUCCACUGUGAGAAGUGGGAUGGUUGUACCUUUUGACUGGGUUUUUUUAAUGUAGUAAAUCACAUCUUCUCAUUCACUGAUUUUUCUUUUUUUUCAGUGACUUUUUUUUUUUUUACAUUGUGUAUUGACACUGAAUACAAUGGAAAUGUGAUAAUGUCAGGUCAUCUAAUGUUAUACCCAUUGCUGCCACUGAGUGUCAGAGAGCACAUACACAGCCUGAAGCUGUGUUCUGGGGUAUUGUCCUGUUUAAAAACAUGAUUGUCACACUAAGCACAAACCAGAUGGAAGGUCUAGAACUAUUUAAGAUACUGCCAACAGUGUACA
Molecule: messenger RNA, 3084 nt
Organism: Monopterus albus (swamp eel)
Lineage: Eukaryota; Metazoa; Chordata; Actinopteri; Synbranchiformes; Synbranchidae
Gene: nabp1a
Product: nucleic acid binding protein 1a
Exons: 6
Coding region: 1047-1712 (221 amino acids)
Biological process (GO): mitotic G2/M transition checkpoint; response to ionizing radiation; double-strand break repair via homologous recombination
Cellular component (GO): SOSS complex
Molecular function (GO): DNA binding
Source: RefSeq, a predicted model, not a curated record